AUGCCUUUCAACUACUGUGCCUAUAUCGACCCCUCCAGGGAACAUCGCAUUGGUCAUCUCGACCUCAAUACCGAACAGAUCCAACCUCUCUCAUUUGUAUCGGGCACCCGCCUUUCGAACUUAUACGAAGUCAUUGAAGCCGGUGAAAAAAACAUUGCGGCAUCUCAAGAAAACAGCAUUCCGCUAUCAGAUGUCAAGUUACUCCCUCCUAUCUCCGGAAGGGACAUUCUAGCAGUUGGCAAGAACUAUGUCGAGCAUGCCAAAGAGUUCAACUCGUCUGGCUUUGAUGCUUCAGACAAGAACGAUCAGCCUACGUUGCCAGUGAUAUUCACCAAACGCGCAACAUCAAUCGUGGCACAUGGCGAACCCGUUCUUCUUCAUCCGGGAUUCACAGAAACCCCAGACUAUGAGGGUGAAAUUGGAGUCAUUAUUGGAAAAGCAGGGCACAAGAUCUCGGAGGCAGAUGCAAUGGAGUAUGUUUGGGGUUAUACCAUCAUCAACGACUUCACUGCUCGUGAACGACAGCGAGACCAUAAGCAAUUUUUCAUCGGCAAGUCGCCAGACACGUACUGCCCCAUCGGCCCCGUCGCGGUGCCCAAGGAAUACCUUCCGGCCAACCUUCGGGUGCAGACCUUUGUCAAUGGGGAAGAACGACAGGAUGCAACCAUCGACCAACUCAUAUUCAGUGUUCCACAUCUCAUUGCGUGUUUAUCACAGGCCCAAACACUUCAACCGGGCGACACAAUAGCCACCGGUACACCUUACGGUGUGGGAUUCGGCUUUCGACCCAUGAAGUUUUUGAAAGCCGGAGAUGAAGUCAAAGUUUCUGUUACUGGGCUGGGUACAUUGAAAAAUCGCAUUGCUUCCUUGGACGCAACCAAUUUUACUGUGGAUCGCGUCAAAAUGCAGUCCUCCAUUCCGGUGUUCAACCAGAGAGCUCGGAGCCACAACGGUCUCGUGAAAAUUGGUAAUAAAGAGCUCUUUUAUCAAUUCAAGGGUCAAACAGAUGGCCCUCAAAUCAUCUUUGUACAUGGACUGGGCGGAUCAUCGACAUACUUUUCUCCUCUUUACGAAAAGCUUCAGGCUACGCAUGGCCUCCAUCUCAUUGACCUCGAAGGACAUGGUAUGUCCCCAACAAGUGCAUUAAGUAAUCUCACCAUAGAGUCAUUUGCUUCAGACAUUAGAGAAGUGUACAAACGUGCUCGACCGGAUUCAAAGCCAGCCACAGUCAUUGCCCACUCAAUGGGUUGCUUGAUAGCUCUAAAAUUUGCCCUCAAGAACACAAGCUUGAUCUCUUCUUUAGUUCUUAUGGGACCUCCCCCAACUCCAUUGCCCCAGGCUGGCAGUACCGGAAGCUUUGCGCGGGCGGAAACGGUCCGCAGCAGAGGUAUGUUUGCAGUGGUUGAUGCCAUAGUCAACGCUGGCCUUUCUUCCAAAACCAAGGCAAGCAAUUCCUUAGCAGUUACCGCGGUUCGGCUGUCUCUGCUCGGGCAAGAUCCGGAGGGAUAUGCAAAGGCAUGCAUGGCAUUGGCGAGAUCUGCUGAGGAGACUUUGGAUGUAGCCCAAUUGCCUGCAGAAUGCAAGACUCUGAUUAUCACUGGUACUGAAGACGCUGUUAGCCCGCCGACGGUAUGUUCUACUUAUGGGCAGAGUAUAAAGUCCUCCAAGGUCAAUGUUCUAGACGAUGUUGCACACUGGCAUUUGUUUGAAGACGUCAAGGGUGUUUCUGAAGCCAUCUAUUCUUUUUUGGGCGUGGCUUAA
Talaromyces amestolkiae is the source of this 1761-nucleotide messenger RNA. RefSeq lists its product as uncharacterized. Lineage: Eukaryota; Fungi; Ascomycota; Eurotiomycetes; Eurotiales; Trichocomaceae. The transcript has a single exon. The record is from RefSeq and is a predicted model, not a curated record. Gene Ontology annotation, molecular function: acetylpyruvate hydrolase activity. Bases 1 to 1761 code for a protein of 586 amino acids.